This is a messenger RNA of Scatophagus argus, 2777 nucleotides long. RefSeq names its product TRAF-interacting protein (gene traip). The transcript has 16 exons. Bases 207 to 1553 code for a protein of 448 amino acids. Lineage: Eukaryota; Metazoa; Chordata; Actinopteri; Scatophagidae. Gene Ontology annotation, molecular function: zinc ion binding. The record is from RefSeq and is a predicted model, not a curated record.
GCGUAAGGGGCGGGACUUACGUUUGAACGUACAGCGGGGAAAUGAAGCGAUCGCUGUGUUUGUGUUAGCUAAUGAGCGAUUCUGUCAGUUUAACUCGGUCAAAAUGUCACAUUCUACACGAGGUUAGGAAUACAUGAUUUUAUUACGAAGAACUGCAUUGUAACGUAACGACUUUGCUUGGGUGAUCCUUGUGACAGCAACUAAAGAUGCCUAUCCGAGCGUAUUGCACAAUUUGCUCCGAUUUCUUCGAUCACUCCAGAGAUGUUGCUGCCAUCCACUGCGGACACACUUUCCACCAUGAAUGUCUUCUCCAGUGGUUUCAGACGGCUCCCACAAAAACCUGUCCACAGUGUAGAAAACAGGUCAGCACCAGACACAUCAUCAGCAAGCUGUACUUUGACAUCGGUGGAGAGGAGGAGGGCGCAGCAGACCCGGAAAGCUUGCAGAAUGAGGUUGAUCGAAUGAAGGUGCUUUUAAGCUCUAAAGAGCGAGACUGGCGGGACAAGCAGAAGGUGGUGGAUGGUUUGAAGGACACCGUGGACAAGCAGAGGAGAGACCUGGACAGUAUGCGGAAAGAGAUUAUGGAAAAGGAGAUGCUCUGUUCUGCCCUCAGAAAACAGAUGGGAUACCUGGAGACACAACAUAAUGAAGUUCAAGCUGCCAAGGAGGAGGCCCGGAGACUCAGGACCAAAAUGAAAACAUUUGAGAGCCUGGAUGUGUUGCUGCAGGGUCAGAGAGCAGAGGUGGAGUCCAUGAUCACAGAUAUGGGGAUCAGCCAGGCGGCAGUAGAGCAGCUCUCCAUCUACUGCAUCUCGCUUAAAAAAGAAUAUGACAAUCUAAAAGGAACCCUGAAGUCCUCGAAUGACAUGUGUGAGAAACUGAAGAGAGAACUGCUCGCCUCAAAUAAUAAGUUACACAAAGCCUCAGUGGAGCUAACUCAGACCAAAGAGGACAUGAAGUCUCUGCAGAAUGAUUUGGCCAAUGCUGAUAAAGAGAUCUCUAGCCUGAAGAAGAAAGUGGAGUUUCUUCAGAAAACUCUGAGCACCCCGACACGGACAAAUGAAGCCCUCAGUCGGCUUGUCUUUGAAAGCCCAGCCCCAGUGGAGCUCAAGCACCCUCGCCUACACCAGCCUGCAGGCAGUGACGACAUCGACCUCAACAUGACUUAUGACAUCACUACGCCAGAUGAUGUGGCCAAGAGACCGUCGAAGGUCCCAUCCAAAAAGAUGCGACUUGACCCUCCGGCGUCGUCUUCGUCCAAACACGAGAAAAGUUCUUGUCCAAGCAAGGCUCGAGAUGAGGAUGGAGCCAUAGAUCCUUUUUUGAGGAACUCCCUCCUCUUCAGAAAGAAGACUUUUGGCAGCAUGUUGGACCCUCAGAGGAAGCCUGGAGCCGUGAGAACUGGUUAUGAUGGUUUAGGAGGACGUACUAAAUUCAUCCAGCCUUCUCCUUUAGCUGAGAUUCGCCCACUGAUGAGAGCCAAAAGGAAAAAAGUAGCCAGGCCUCCACCGAAGAUUCCCACUUGCCUGACUUUGGACAGCUUCCUUGAGUAAACGCUGCCCUCUGUUUCCCUGGAUGGAGAGUCAAAGGUCUGGAUGUUGCAUGUGAAGUAGCAUGUUUGCGCUGCUCUGGCACAGGGAACCAGCCUGGUAGCGGUUCUGCCACUCAUCGCCAAACAGGACUUGUGAUUGAACUUUAUUUAAAAGCAGUAAGUGACCUCCCACUUGUCAACAUAUGCUGAGCUUUUAGUGGCAUCAGCCAACCCGCUGGACUUUUUUUUUUUUUUGUGUGUGAUGAAUUGAAUUUGUUGUAAUGUGGGCGUCUGUAUGUGUGUGAGGGACAAAUAGCAUAUUUUUUGGAACAUUCAAAUGUCAGUGCUCUGUAUUAUGUCACUGAGAAUCACUGCAGCUUCUAUUCUCUAAGCUCUGAAAAAUAAGUAGAUAUUUUUCACACUUAUUUAAAAACCGUCUCCCCAAAAACACUUAGUACACUUGUUUCACUAAGUAUUUUUAGUGUUAAUGGUCCUGUCAGAUGUAAAUCAGAUUGAAUAAUAAACAGUAUUUUUUUUUUAUUAAGGUUUGUGUGGGGUCUGAAAACAAUUCCCUCUUGAUUUUGCUCUUUUUCACAAACAUUUCACUGAGAUGUGCUCUCCUGCAGAGGGCAGUACAAACAGUGUUUUGUCACGCGAGGACAUGAAUCUCACAGCACCCUCAAACCAGAGAAAUGCACUGCCAACAGGCUGCUAAAUACAUUUGUAUUGAAAAGGCUGUGCCAGUACAGAAGGAAAUCUUCAAAAAAAAAAAAAAAAAAACCUUCAGUAAAACCUGAGUUGUAUCUUGUAAUCAAGUAACAGAAAGAUCUCUGCAAAUCAUAUACUGGCAAAUAAUAUUAGUUUUAGAAAUAAACUCAUGUUGACUUAGCAGAAGAGCCUGCAGUGAUAGAGGACCUUUUAUCAUGCCACAAAAUCCAUCAAAUACAACUAAUGACAUGAAAGUUCCCAUGCAUGAGUGUAACAGUAGCUUGGCCGUGAUUUUGGCAUGUUACCUUACAGAAUGGCCUUUGAGGAGAUGGUUUGAUAUUUUGACAAACAAUACGGGGAAAUGCCAAACAUUGUUUUCCACUGUGGAGUAAAAGUGCCAGGUGGAAUAUAAAUAUCCUUCUCACAGUCACUGGUUUCCUCUCUGCACGAACAAAAUUCACAUUUUCCACACUAAAACCAGCCUGUACCAUAAUGCCUGAAUACAUCACGCUAAUUUGAAUAAAAUAGUGUUGCAAUA